Messenger RNA from Colius striatus (speckled mousebird), 1653 nucleotides. It is a transcript of the gene ABHD13, whose product is annotated as abhydrolase domain containing 13. Bases 350 to 1363 code for a protein of 337 amino acids. The record is from RefSeq and is a predicted model, not a curated record. Lineage: Eukaryota; Metazoa; Chordata; Aves; Coliiformes; Coliidae. Gene Ontology annotation, molecular function: palmitoyl-(protein) hydrolase activity. The transcript is spliced from 3 exons. Gene Ontology annotation, cellular component: membrane.
GUUCCGGGCGCAGCGGAGAAAGACCUCGGCUGCGGCGCCGGCAGUAGGGGCCAGAGCCUGCGCGGUCACCGGCGCGCUGGCGGAGCGCUAGCGGGGCUCAAAGUGCGGGCAGCCGAGGAGAUAAGAGCGAGCGGAGGGAGCCCGUCCCGGAAGCGGAAGCCGUAGCCGCGCCGGGCGUGGCUUCCCGUCUCGGAAGGAGCGGUGGUUGAAGUGGCGCGUCGGGGUCUGUGCGGGCCCGAGGCGCCGCCGGCGGCAGCCGCCGCGGGACGAUGCGGCGGGCAGAGAUGAAGCUUGGGAAGUCAUCACAUCCAAAGAAUUUGCUUGAAGUAAAAGACUACUGACUUCUACAAUGGAAAAGUCAUGGAUGCUUUGGACCUUUGUUAAAAGAUGGCUACUAGCUUUGGCUUCUUGGUCUUGGAGUCUCUGCCGUAUUUGUCUUUUACCCUUGAUAGUAACUUUUCACUUGUACGGAGGCAUUAUGCUACUCAUAUUAAUAUUUGUAUCAAUAGCGGGUAUUCUAUAUAAAUUCCAGGACGUGCUGCUUUACUUUCCUGAACAGCCCUCCUCAUCACGCCUUUAUGUUCCUAUGCCUACUGGUAUACCACACGAAAAUAUCUUCAUCAAAACCAAAGAUGGAGUUCUUCUCAACCUUAUCCUGCUGAGAUACACAGGAGACAAUGCAGCGUAUUCUCCAACCAUCAUUUACUUUCACGGGAAUGCAGGCAACAUUGGCCACAGGUUGCCAAACGCUUUGUUAAUGCUGGUAAACCUGAAAGUGAACUUAAUUCUUGUCGAUUAUAGAGGGUAUGGAAAAAGUGAAGGAGAAGCAAGUGAAGAAGGUUUGUACUUAGAUUCCGAGGCUGUGUUAGACUAUGUGAUGACUCGGUCUGAUCUUGAUAAAACGAAAAUUUUUCUUUUUGGCCGUUCCUUGGGGGGAGCAGUAGCUAUUCACUUAGCUUCUGAAAAUUCCCAUAGGAUUUCUGCCAUCGUGGUGGAGAACACCUUUCUUAGCAUCCCAUACAUGGCCAGCACUUUGUUUUCUUUCUUUCCAAUGAGAUAUCUUCCUUUAUGGUGCUACAAAAACAAAUUUCUGUCCUACAGAAAAAUCUCUCAGUGCAGAAUGCCUUCUCUCUUCAUCUCUGGGUUGUCUGACCAGUUAAUUCCACCAGUUAUGAUGAAGCAACUUUAUGAAUUAUCCCCAGCUCGGACUAAGAGAUUGGCAAUAUUUCCCGAUGGAACUCAUAAUGACACUUGGCAGUGCCAGGGUUAUUUCACUGCACUUGAACAGUUCAUCAAAGAAGUAAUAAAGAGUCACUCCCCUGAAGAAAUGGCGAAAACGUCAUCUAGCGUAACAAUAAUAUAGUUGAUGUUUUUCUUUGGGGUGGGGGGCGUACCUGCACUGUACCUUGAUUUGUGAAGUGGUAAAAGAAUGUCCAUUUUUAAAUGUAUGUCAUGUCUGUACUUGCCUAAAGAGUGAAAUUAAACUUGGAAAGGUCUUAAUGCUUUAUUAAGGUGUUCCAGAUAACUUUUACAUUUGCAGCAUUGUAAAUGAACCAUUUUAUGUCUUUCUCAUACUUUUUUGGUAUCUCUGUCCAUAUAUUCCACUUGUUUGAUAUGUACCAACAGAUGCUAUUAAAGGAACUUGCUACAAAA